This is a messenger RNA of Gastrolobium bilobum, 1575 nucleotides long. RefSeq lists its product as uncharacterized. Bases 1 to 1575 code for a protein of 524 amino acids. The transcript is spliced from 4 exons. The record is from RefSeq and is a predicted model, not a curated record. Lineage: Eukaryota; Viridiplantae; Streptophyta; Magnoliopsida; Fabales; Fabaceae.
AUGUAUAUUGUGCGAGGCUUGUCCAUUGAAGAUCUACUUCAGAAGAUUCGUCAGAAGUUGAAGUUGCAACAAAAUCAGGUAAUUUCUUCAAUAACGGGUAGAGUCCCAAGUGAAAAUCGCAAAUAUGCAGGUUUUGAUCUAACUGAUGAUGAGGACAUUGAUAUUUUUCUUGGAACAUUUGUCCAAAACUCUACUACUUCUCAAUUUGUUGAGUUAUACGUGGAUAUUGAGACAUCAGACGAAAUGUCAACACCGACACGUGGGUUAGACCUUAACAGUCAGACACAAAUGCCGUCAUCAUCGAUACCCCAACCCACACAAUCAACUAUUGCGCAUGGAGAUGAAAGCGACUAUAUGGUAGAUGUUGAACCUGACAAUGAAGAGGAGGAGGAGGAGGAAGACACUCUAUUGGCAAAUGACCAUGAUCAGAAUGAUAGUGAUGGAGGAGAUGAUGAACAUCAUGAUAAUCCCAUAACACAAGAGACAGUUAUCCCUGCGUCCAAUAAUGCGGUUAUUCCACCAACAUCAGAUGUGACACCAUUUUGGGAUGACAUCCCACACUAUGAGGCUGUUAAUUUGGAUUAUCCGAACAAAGACAUACUGGAUGUUGAAGGCUUAGGUCGUGGUCAGUGGACAAGAGGAGACGAAAUGUAUGUGAAACAAGAGUUCCGGUUGAAGAGCGAUGUGCAAGCCGCUAUAAAACAUUACUGCAUGAAUGAGCAUCAAAAAGCUGUAGUGGUUGAGAGUACUACCACGAAGUUGUCUAUGAAAUAUCGUAAGCAUGAAGAAGGCUGCAAUUGGCGAGUAAGGGCAAUUAAACCGAAGAAUAGCAACAGCUGGGUAGUCACUAAAUGGGGUGGAAAACAUUCUUGUGUCAGCACAACCCUUUCGCAAGAUAACAAACAACUUGAUUCACAAUUUAUAUCUGAGGCCAUUCUAGACAUGGUGAAGGCUUCGCCGUCGGUGGCCGUUAUCUUGAUACAAGAACGAGUUACUGCCCUUUUUGGAUAUAAUGUUUCUUAUAGGAAGGCGUGGAAGGGAAAGCAGAAAGCAAUUGCUAAGAUUUACGGUGAUUGGGACGAGUCAUACGCGUUCUUGCCAAGAUGGUUCGCGCACAUGUUGAAUUUUUCUCCGGGGUCUGUUUACCAUAUUCAACAUGGAUCGUGUGUCAUGAAUGGACAAGUUAUUACUGGGUCUAGGGUUUUUCAACGUGUUUUUUGGACUUUCGGUCAAUGUCGGGAGGCGUUUAAAUGGUGUAAACCAGUCAUACAGGUCGAUGGUACGCAUUUGUACGGUAAAUACAAAGGGACAUUAUUGAUCGCCACAGCGCAAGAUGGCAACAAUGAGGUAUUGCCAAUCGCAUUUGCGGUCGUUGAAAGUGAAACUAAAGAUGCAUGGGAAUAUUUUUUGGCAUCCAUCCAAAUGCAUGAUAUGUUGCAAAUAAAGACUACUUUGAUGCCGCGUAUGCCGAGUUCUGCAGCAUUAGUCCAGAAGUCGCUGCGUGGAUUGAGGCUGUUCCAAAAGAGAAAUGGACUCAGAGUUACGACGAGGGUGGACGAAGAUAUGGUCACAUGA